AAGCCCUCGACAGGCUCCACGUCGGCCGCGCAGGCGCCCUGGGCGCGUUCACCUGCUGCCGUUGUCGCCGCCGCCGCCGCCGCCGGGGCUGGAUGGGGGGCCCGAGGCCGGCCAGUGGCACCCAGGAAGAAGAGACGCGGCGGCGGCGACGCCAACACCCCCAGGACGAGCGCCCCGAGGUGCCCGCGAGCCCCACAGGAAGGCGGUGAGGUCCGGGCCCGGCCGCCCCGCGGGUAGAGACGCCGCCGGCCCCUCGCCGCGCCAUGUUCAAGAAGCUGAAGCAGAAGAUCAGCGAGGAGCAGCAGCUGCUGCAGCAGGCGUUAGCUCCUGCCCAGGUUUCCUCCAGCUCCUCAACACCAACAAGGGCCAGAAGCAGGACAUCCUCAUUUACAGAGCAGCUUGAUGACGUGACACCCGACAGAGAGAAUGCAUCAACUCAAGCUACAAAAUCUCCAGAUGGCAUUAAUAGAAGUGAAUCUUCCUCUCCUCAGUCAGGUGACGCACAGACUUUUGCCCAGAAACUCCAGCUCCGUGUACCUUCAGUGGAGUCUCUGUUUCGAAGUCCCAUAAAGGAAUCUCUAUUCCGCUCUUCUAAAGAGUCUUUGGUCCGAACAUCUUCCAGAGAGUCCCUGAACCAACUUGACCUGGACUGUUCUGCUGCCACCUUUGAUCCACCUUCUGAUAUGGAGAGCGAGGCUGAAGACACACCGGGGAGUGCAGACAGUCUCAGCCGAGAGCAGCUGCUUCAGCGGUUGCGAAGAAUGGAGCGAAGCUUGAGCAGCUACAGAGGGAAGUACUCAGAGCUCGUUACAGCAUAUCAGAAUCUUCAGAGAGAGAAGAAAAAGCUGCAAGGUAUAUUGAGUCAGAGUCAAGAUAAAUCGCUUCGGAGAAUUUCAGAAUUAAGAGAGGAACUGCAAAUGGACCAGCAAGCAAAGAAACAUCUGCAGGAAGAGUUUGAUGCAUGUUUGGAGGAGAAAGAUCAGUAUAUCAGUGUUCUUCAAACUCAGGUUUCUCUCCUAAAGCAACGAUUACAAAAUGGCCCGAUGAGUGUUGAUCUCCCCAAACCACUCCCUUCAGGGGAUUUGCAGGCAGAAGUGAACACUGAUAAAGAGAAGAUGGAGGAUGUCGGGGAGCCAGUGGACGAUGGAGCUGCUGUUAAAACCCUGGAAAUGCUCCAGCAAAGAGUGAAACGUCAGGAGAACCUGCUUCAGCGUUGUAAAGAAACAAUUCGGUCCCAUAAGGAGCAGUGCACACUUCUGAUCAGCGAAAAGGAAGCACUGCAGGAACAACUGGAUGAAAGGCUGCAGGAGCUAGAGAAGAUGAAGGAGCUUCAUAUGGCUGAGAAGACUAAACUUAUCACUCAGUUGCGUGAUGCAAAGAACUUAAUUGAACAGCUUGAACAAGAUAAGGGAAUGGUAAUAACAGAGACAAAGCGGCAGAUGCAUGAGACCCUGGAACUGAAAGAAGAAGAAAUUGCUCAGCUCCGUAGUCAUAUCAAACAGAUGACUACCCAGAGAGAGGAAUUGCGGGAACAGAAAGAGAAGUCUGAAAGAGCUGCUUUUGAGGAACUUGAAAAAGCCUUGAGUACAGCCCAAAAAACUGAAGAAGCACAGAAGAGAAUGAAGGCUGAGAUGGAUGAACAGAUAAAGGCUGUGGAGAGGGCCAGUGAGGAGGAGCGCCUGCGUCUGCAGCAGGAGCUGAGUCGGAUGAGACAGGAGGCUGCCAGCAUGGUGAAGAAGACUUCUGAGGAACAGCUUGCUGAGCUUCGGAAGCUGCACGCAGAGGAGCUGGCCAACAAAGAGCAGGAGCUGACGAGGAAGCUUGAGGCUCAGGAAAGGGAGCUGCGUGAGCAGAUGAAAAUGGCUCUGGAAAAGACUCAGUCAGAAUAUUUGAAGCUCACCCAAGAGAAAGAGCAGCAAGAAUCCUUGGCUCUAGAAGAGUUAGAGCUGCAGAAGAAAGCAAUUCUUACAGGGAGUGAAAAUAAACUCCAGGAACUCAGGCAAGAAGCAGAGGCUUACCGAACUAGAAUUCUUGAAUUGGAAACCUCUUUGGAAAAAAGCUUACAAGAAAGCAAAAAUCAAUCAGAACAUUCGGCUGUUCUUUUGGAAGCUGAGAAGAAAAAGCACAGUGAAGAACUCAGAGCCCUGGCUGAGAAACACAGGACAGAACUGGAGGUCCUCCAGCAGCAGCAGGACAGCCUGUGUUCUGAGAGGCUCCAGAGCCUCACACAGCAGCAGCAGGCUGCAGUGGAGCAGCUCAGAGCGAAGUAUGAGCAGGAGAAAGAUGCGCUCCUAAAGGAGAAGGAGCGUCUUUUCCAGGCCCACAUACAAGACAUGAGUGAGAAGACCUUGGAGAAGCUGGAUGUGAAGCAGACGGAACUGGAAUCCCUGUCUUCUGAGCUGUCAGGAGCACUGAGAGCCCGUGACCAGCUCGCAGAUGAGCUCUCUGACCUCAGGGCUGAUGCAGACAGAGUGAAGCAGGCCUUAGAGGCCCAGCUGGAGGAACAGAGGCGUCACCACCAGCGGGAAGUUGACAGACUCAGCGAAGAGCAAGAAAUAACUGUCCGCAGAACCGAGAAGGCCUUAAAAGACGAAAUCAAUCAGCUGGGGCUUCUCCUGACUGAGAAAGACGAGCAUCUGCGGGAGCGGCAGGCUCGCAUAGAUGAUCUUGAAGCACGUCUUCAGAAGUCUGCCGGGGAGCUCCAGCAGGCUUUUGAUAGGCUGGAUCUCCUCCACUCACAGCAGAGCAGCGAGCACGAGCAGGCCAGUGCCCGGGAGGAGCAGCUGGCCCAAAUGCAGCAGCAAGUGCUGGGUCUAGAAACAGAGAAGAGGCUUCUUACCAAGCAGGUAGCUGAACUGGGAACACAGGAAAAGCAUGUGUGUGUGGAAUUAGACACUCAGAGGGCUCAGGUGCAGCAGCUUGAGAGACAGAAGAGUGAGCUGGAAGAGAAAGUCAGAGCCUUAGCCCAGCUUCACGAGUCACAGCUCAAGGACAGUAACACGGAGAAGGAGCAGGUAAGGCAGAUCCUGCUGGAAAAGGAAAAUAUCAUUUCACAAAUGAGAGAAGAGCAGACUAGAGAAAUUGAGAUCCUCAAACAGAAAUUGUCUUCUAAAGAAGAGAGCAUUAGUAUUUUGCAUGAGGAAUAUGAAACCAAAUUUAAAAAUCAGGAAAAAAGGAUGGAAAAAAUUAAGCAGAAAGCAAAAGAAAUGCAAGAAACGAAGAAAAAGUUGUUGGAUCAGGAAGCCAAACUUAAAAAAGAGCUUGAAAAUACUGUCCUAGAGCUUGGUCAGAAGGAGAAGCAGUUCAAUGCGCAGAUCCUGGAAAUGGCUCAAGCUAACUCAGCUGGAAUCAGUGACACAGUGUCGAGGCUGGAGGCGAACCAGCAGCAGCAGAUAGAAAGCCUGACCAGAGCUCAUCAGCGAAAACUCGAUGAUGUCAUAGAGUUCUGGGAAAAGAGGCUCAGUCAACAAGCUGAAGAACUUCGGGACAAGCAUAAAAGACAGGUAGAGGAGAAGGAACAGGAGCUUGCAGAGCUGAAGCAGACGAUCCUCAAGGUCCAGUCUGAAAAAGAGGAGGAAGUGAGCAGGCUGAAGGAGGCGGGUGCUAAGCAGGACUCAGCACUAGCUGGUCUGCAGGAUCAGUUAGAGCAGAAAUCUGCUUCCAUCGCUUCACUCUCACAGAAUGAAACUCAGUUGAAAUCACAAGUUGAAAAGCUGGAAGUUGAUUUGGGUUGUUCUCUGAGUGAAAAGGUUUCUCUUCAAAAAGAGAUAGCAGAGCUGAAAAUGCUGGCAGUAAAGGAGGAGCUCAGGGUUUCUGAGCUGACAGGCAAAAUGCAGGCUGCAGAGGAGGAGCUCCAGAGCUGGAAGUCUUUACAUGAAAGCAACAAGAAGAGCCUGGAGGACAAAAGCCUGAACCUCAAAACCUUGCUUGAGGAACUACAUAGUCGCUGUGAGAAAACUAAAGCUUUGUUAGAAGCCAAAACAAAUGAAUUACUCAGCAUUAGCCGUGACAAGACUGAUGCCAUUUUCUCUAGGCUUUCCCACUGCCAGCAGCACACGGCCACAGUCAGGGAGGCACUGCUCAGGAAAACUCGACAAGUUUCUGAAUUAGAAGCACAACUUACCCAGCUGACAGAGGAGCAGCAUACACUACAGAGCGCUUUUCAACAGAUUACCCAUCAGUUGGAAGAAAAAGAAGAUCAGAUUAAGACCAUGAAGGCUGAUAUUGAAGGUCUUGUCACAGAGAAGGAAGCUUUACAGAAAGAAGGAGGCCAGCAGCAGCAGGCGGCCUCCGAAAAGGAAUCAUGCAUCACUCAGUUGAAGAAAGAGUUAUCAGAAAACAUUAACGCGGUCACGCUACUGAGAGAAGAGCUUUCGGAGAAGAAGUCUGAGAUUGACAAUCUUAACAAACAGCUAAGUGAUCUCAGUGCUCAACUUGAGAAUAGCGUCAGCCUAAGUGACAAGGCAGCAGCCAUUUCGUUACUAAGCAGGCAGCACGAGGACCAGAAGCUGCAGUUGCAAGGUCAGCUGCGAGAGCUGUCUUUGAAAGUGGACACGCUGAAUGAAGAGAAAAUGUCUGCCCUUGAGCAGGUAGAUCAUUGGUCCAACAAGUUCUCAGAGUGGAAGAAAAAAGCACAGCCCAGAUUCGCACAGUACCAAAGCACUAUAAAAGACUUGCAGACCCAGCUUGACUUAAAAGCCAAAGAAGCUAGUGAAAAGGAUGAGCAGAUACGUUUACUGAAGGAAGACCUUGAUCAGCAGAAUAAAAGACUUGACUGUUUUAAGGGUGAGAUGGAAGACAGGAAGAACAAGAUGGAGAAAAAGGAGUGUGAUUUAGAGACUGAGUUAAAGACCCAGACAGCAAAGGUUGCUGAAUUAGAGGACUUUGUUGCUCAGGGGAAAAUAGAAAUCGAGUCCCUGAAUGAAAGACUUAAGACUUACAGCCAGCAGGAGGACACUGAGCACAGAGACCUGGUUCAGAAACUUCAGCACUGUGAAAAGCUGGGAGAGGAGAAAGACAGCAAGGUUAGGGAGGCUGAGGCAACAGUCCUGAGACUAGAAAAGCACGUGUCCUCACUAGAAGCUGAACUUGAAAUUAUGAAGAAAGAACUAGAACAUGUGAAUUCAACUGUGAAAAGCAGAGCCGGGGAGUUAACAGCUUUAGAAAAGAAACUUGAGUUAGAAAGUGCUGCAAAAGUGGAGCUGAAGAGGAAGGCUGAGCAGAAGAUUGCUGUCAUCAAGAAGCAGCUGUUGUCUCAGAUGGAAGAGAAAAAACUGCAAUAUGAAAAAGAUGCAGAAAGCCAGGUGAAUGAGCUCAAUGCAAAGUUACAAGAAAGAGAAAAGCAAAAUCACAUCCUAGAAGAAAAACUUAAAAACCUAGGAAGUUUUCCACGGUUGGAAACGCCAGUUGUGUCCAGGUCCGUAGAGCAUGUGGCUGUGUCUCUCCAGCAAGUAACAGAGUCCCAAGGCUGCACUCAGAAGGCAUGUGAGGAAAGGAUCUGCGAACUGCAGAGACGUUUAGUUGAAAACGAGAAGCUGCUGCACAGGCUGGGGCAGGGGUCAGGCGAGGCCGUAGCAUCUACAUCUGAAAUUCUGCACAAGGACCAGGACUCCGUGAAGUCAGACCAUCCCAGGGCCAAGCCACUCGAAGAUCAACUCUUGAUAGGAUGUCUUCACGAAGAACUUGAAGAAAAGAAGGCGAAAUGUUCCUUAGUUAUAUCCCAGCCCAUGGAAGAGGAAACUGGUAAGAACAACACAGGAGUGAAGCAGAACUGGGCAAGUGUGGUUGACAAUGUCCAGAAGACCCUCCAGGAGAAGGAGCUGACCUGCCAGACCCUGGAGCAAAAGGUAAAAGAGCUGGAGUCAGACUUAAUAAGAGAGAGGGACGCACAUAGACUUGAAAUGGAAAAGUUGACCUUAAAAUGCGAAAAAUACCAAGUUUCACAGCAAGACAUGGGUGGGAAAAAUAAGCCUGUAGAAAUUUUGGAAGACAAUACUGAGGAAAAUUCCAAAUCACGAGUGAUCCAGCCAAAACUGGGGAGUAACAUGGACAGCCAUCACGAUGACCUGGAGUCACAGUUAGCAGGGGCAGAGCGGGAGAAGCAGAAGCUGAGCAAGGAGGUGGCUAGGCUGCAGAAAGACCUCCGGGCGCUGAGAAAGGAGCAUCAGCAGGAACUGGACAUCCUGAAGAAAGAAUGUGAGCAGGAAGCAGAGGAGAAGCUCAAACAGGAGCAAGAGGAUCUUGAGUUGAAGCACACUUCCACACUGAAGCAGCUGAUGCGGGAGUUUAACACACAGCUGGCACAGAAGGAGCAGGAACUAGAGCGGACCGUCAAGGAGACCAUCGAUAAGGCCCAGGAGGUGGAAGCCGAGCUUCUGGAGAGCCAUCAAGAAGAGACACAGCAGUUGCAUAGAAAGAUCGCAGAGAAAGACGAUGCUCUCAAAAGGACAGCCAGAAGAUACGAGGAGAUCCUUGAUGCCCGUGAGGAAGAGAUGACUGCAAAAGUAAAUGACCUGCAGACUCAGCUUGAGGAGCUACAGAAGAAAUACGAGCACAAGCAGGAGCAGGAGGAGAGCACGGAGGACACUGUAACAAUUAUGGAGCUACAGACACAGCUAGCCCAGAAGACCACUCUGAUCAGUGAUUCCAAGCUGAAGGAGCAGGAGUUGAGAGAGCAGGUCCAUAAUUUGGAAGACCGUCUGAAAAGAUACGAGAAGAGUGUGUGUGUGGCACCUGUGGGGACUCCGCGCCGAGGUGGCAAUUUGUACCACACUGAGGUCUCACUCUUUGGAGAACCUACGGAGUUUGAAUAUUUGCGGAAAGUGCUGUUUGAGUAUAUGAUGGGUCGUGAGACCAAGACCAUGGCGAAAGUGAUAACCACUGUCCUGAAAUUCCCUGAUGAUCAGGCCCAAAAAAUUUUGGAAAGAGAAGAUGCUCGGCUGAUGUUCACUUCAGCUCGCAGCGGCAUCUUCUGAUACGGUCAGUCUGUGCUUAGUGAGCGUGUGUCAUGGCUCCGAACUUCAUCUUGAAGACAUGGAGAGAAUGAGGCGGGCAGCUGCUGCUUGGCAAACUGUCCAUGUUUGCUGCUUUUGGAGAAAGGCGCUGUCCUUGCAGGCCAUUUGCGUGGCCUGAGACAGAUCUUAUCCUGGCCCACAGUUGCAUUGCUUUUGAAGCAGAUGUUCUUGGUGGAAAAUGAUGAUAGUUUUGUUUUUUUUUUUUUUUUUUUUUUUCAUUCUUCGGUUUUUUUUUUUUUUUCUUGGGAAGUUUUAUGUGGUUUAAAGGCUGUUCUGACUGGUCUGGCUUGGCCUGGUCACUCAGUGUCCCUUUCUUCUGUUCUUUUUCCUCUUUUUAAAGAACUGUCUGUCUUCCUUAUUUAUUUUAGGGUGAUUUCUUUUUCUUCUUAAAGACUUGUGCAAUACAUUUUGAGGUGAAACUUAGUGGAUUUUUUCUGAUAAAUUAGAGAAUUUAAUUGAUUAUUUCACAGAUUGAUUUUUUUUGAAUAUUUGCUAAAGCCUAAUUCUUUAAGCUAUGAUAAGUCCCAAGUGGCAGCACCUCAUGUUUACCUAGCUUUUGUACUUAUAUUAUUUUUCAAAGGAAAAAUACUACUGUAAAUUGUAAAUAGUCAGUACAUAAUCCUAUUGUAUGCAGAUCUGUGACUGUUGGCUGUGUCAUCUCAGAGGAUCAGAUACAUAAAGUUUAUUUCCUAUAUAA
Messenger RNA from Psammomys obesus (fat sand rat), 7710 nucleotides. It is a transcript of the gene Golga4, whose product is annotated as golgin A4. Gene Ontology annotation, biological process: Golgi vesicle transport. The coding region runs from base 264 to 6974 and encodes 2236 amino acids. The record is from RefSeq and is a predicted model, not a curated record. The transcript is spliced from 25 exons. Gene Ontology annotation, molecular function: small GTPase binding. Gene Ontology annotation, cellular component: Golgi apparatus. NCBI's taxonomy places the organism in Eukaryota, Metazoa, Chordata, Mammalia, Rodentia, Muridae.